GUAGGUGAUGAUACCUUUGUAAGACAUGAAAGCUCAAUGUUGCAUCUGUGCUGAACAUUUUGUCAAUGAUCCGUCAGUGGCCAUAGCAGCUGUCCAGUGUGGUCACACAUUCCACGAAGGUUGUUUAUCCAAAUGGCUAGAGAACUCUAACACCUGUCCCAGCUGUCGAAGUCGGGUUGAUCCUUCUCGAGUUAUAAAUCGUCUCUUUUUUGAUGGGGAAGAUGACAAUGAAAAUGAUGAUACUGAUGUAGGUCAGUUAAAGAACACUAUACAAAGUUUACAUGCAGACAAACGGACAAUAGAGCUAAAGGUGAAAGAACUCAAUGGUGAUAAUGAAUCAUUGCUGAAAAAACUGAAGACAGUGAAAAAAGAGAAAGAUUUAGCAGAAACAAAGUACUUAGAAGAACAAUCCAACAUAUCAAGUCUGAAAAAACAACUACAGUUUUAUCAAGUCCAGCAAAAAUGUAUCGAGAAGGAGAGAGAGACAUGUUCAAAGAUAAAACAGAAGUUUUCACAGUACCAAAAUAUUGAGAGAUUAUUGACAGCAUGUGAAGUUGACAUCAAAGAAACCAUCCAACAGUAUGGAGAAUCAAGUAAGGAAAGUGUCCAGAACCUUGCUACUUAUUGUAGCAUGCUAAAAAGGGAAUAUGACAAGAUCAAAUCUGAGAAGAAAAAUGUCAAGUCAGAAUUUGAAAAGUUCAAACGAGAAAACAUGUCUAAAGAUCAUAUUCUUCGAGAGAAGGAAAGGGAGAUAACUCUACUUAAGGAGCAGCUAGCUCACUCUGAGGAGGAUCUCAAAAAAGUUGAAAAAGAGAAGCAUUCCUUGAAAAGGAAAAUCCUGAAUUAUCGCAAAGCAGUUCAAAGUCCAAAUGGAGAGAAUGUUGCCAGUGUUAGUUUUGUUGAUAAAAUGAUGAGUGAAAGUCCAUUUGGGGGCUUGAAAGACAAUGUGAACACUCCAGUUUUAUUUGAUGAUUCUACAGACAGAGUGAAAGAGGUGGAUCUGGAGGAGUAUGCUAAGAAAUCAGUCUCUCCAGAAAUAUUAAAAUCAACAAGCACUCAAAAUUCUCAGAACAAACGUCCUCACAAUUCAGGAACCGAGGUCAAGUACUUGAAAAUAGGAUCAGCCAGUCAGAAUCCAGUUAAAAGACCGAGAUGUGAAGAUCCUGCAGAAGUUCAGGGACUUAGUCAUUUCAAUAUAUUUAAGAAAAAGUCAGGAGUGGGGGACUAUAGUUCUUCCAUCAGAAAAGGUUUCAAUGGACUGGGUUGUGUAGAGACAUUCACAGAACCCUCAGGGAGACCAAAGCUCUCUGUGCCCAAAAAAUCUGUCAGUCGAGUGAGCAAGAAUGGGAAGAUGCUUAAAGUUCCUUCUUUACCGACUCUUGAUAAUUUUGUUGUGCUCGACUGAUUAUUCCAUUUUCAAUGGAUUUCUACCUCAUUUAACUACUGUGCUAUUGGUAUAAGUAAUUGUUAUUUAAAAAUCAUGACCAACUUGUGUAAAAUUAUUGUUACUGGGGUAUUUGAAAAUCAUGACCAAUUUGGGGUGAAAUUCUUUUUUGUUUAUACUUAAAGUGCUAAUCAGGAUUUUAAAAAUAUAAUUACAACAAUCUGGAAUCGGUCAUUUGUUUAAAAAUGCUUGUGUGAAGAUCCAUGAAAAAUUGUAAAGCUAGUUAAAUCAGCUGUUCACAUCUGUGUCUCUGAGGACCUAUGCAGAAGAGCCAAAGGGAGAGAUGUGUACAUGUAUCUGAUCAAAAAUUAUCUACUUUUUUGCAAGUGAUAUUAAUUUUAUUU
Molecule: messenger RNA, 1788 nt
Organism: Saccostrea echinata
Lineage: Eukaryota; Metazoa; Mollusca; Bivalvia; Ostreida; Ostreidae
Product: E3 ubiquitin-protein ligase TRAIP-like
Exons: 2
Coding region: 26-1405 (459 amino acids)
Source: RefSeq, a predicted model, not a curated record